Molecule: messenger RNA, 2130 nt
Organism: Achroia grisella
Lineage: Eukaryota; Metazoa; Arthropoda; Insecta; Lepidoptera; Pyralidae
Gene: Tango10
Product: BTB/POZ domain-containing protein 17-like
Exons: 14
Coding region: 142-1851 (569 amino acids)
Molecular function (GO): protein binding
Source: RefSeq, a predicted model, not a curated record
CAUCUCAGUCUUUCUGAAUUCUGAUCUGUGGUGAAAAUACUCAAAAUAUGUCAAUACGAAAAUACGAUGAAAUGUUUUAGAAAUGUUUUUCUAUAGAAAAUAGUUUUUCAAUGAAUUGUAAAUUGAAAUCUGUCUGUCAUAAUGAGUUUUUUAACUGUAGAUAGACAACCAUCUACGAGUACGGAAAAAGCAGAGGACACUUCAGAUAGCAAAGAUGACUUAGAGGUGGAUAAUUCAAAAAGCGUUCUGCUUAAAAUAGCAACUCUCUAUGCAGAGCAGCUCAUGAGUGAUCUGACGCUGCAAGUGGCCGGUGUGGAGUAUCCUGCUCAUCGGCUUAUCCUCUGUGCCAGUAGUGAGGUGUUCCAGGUGAUGUUGAUGAACCGCGAAUGGAGCGAAUGGCGGGAGAGUCGCAUCGUCCUACAGGAGACACCCACCGCGGCUUCUGUCUUCCCACACUUCUUGAAAUAUUUUUAUACUGGCCAAAUACGUAUAUCUCAUCAGACUGUGCUUCCUGUACUUUCAUUGGCUGAUAAAUAUAAUGUUAAGGAUCUAGUCUCCCUGUGCCUCAGUUAUAUGUCACAGUAUAUAGCACAAGCCGCCAAACGUGGGCAACUUAUCGCGUGGAUGCAGUACACGAUGGCCUGCGGGCAUAACGAAGUAGCCAAGGCAUGCCAGAACUUCGUGAAGUGGAACUUGGAGUGGGUGUGGUCGGACAGCGAGCUGGGCGAGCUGGAAGGGGAGACGCUGGUCCAUCUUCUGCAGCAGAGCGACCUGGUGCUGCACAACGAGAUGAGCCUCUACCAAUUCGUGGUGCGAUGGCUGAAUAAGCAGCGCGAGCGACUGAACAGCAGCGAGCUGACUUCCGCUGAGAAGAAACUUCACUGGGAGUCGCUGGUGCCGGCUGUCUUCUCGCAUGUAAGGUUUCCGAUGAUGUGUCCAAAACAACUCGCCAAGUUGUUACUGUGUCCCCUUACGCAGGAACAUAAGGAUUUCUUCAUGGACCGUAUGGCUAUAGCCAUGAGUUAUCAGUCAGGCCAAUACGAGCGUGUGUCGGAGGUACAACAAACUGAAGCAGGUCGGAUGUUAUUCACGCCGCGGCUGUACACAGAGGACACUUGGGGUUCGGUGCUGGCGGUAGACAACUUCCACUCGCUACCAUGCUACCACACCAGGACCUUCAUAUUCUCCACCAGGCCGGCCAUAGCUGACGUGGCGCCGCAGGAUAAACUUGUCGAGUGGACUGUCGAUCUGUAUCCUAAGGGUGUAUGGUUCAGGAAGAGCUUGCUGAUCGUCUGGGCGGGCACGUAUGAUGUACCGGAGGUGGUGUUACGGACUGUCCGCAUCUCAAUCACCUGUCAGAACUGCCCCGAGUCAUUGCUGGACGAGUACGGCGACACCGACCAACUUGAUGCCGACGUGAGAGUCAAGAUUGGUAUUUUAGUUUGGGGUGUGCAGAAGGGUGUGGAGCACGUGUCUUCAGUUGUGGAGAGGGUGCAUCGAUUCUCAUCACAGAACAGAGUGCUGAAUAUCGACGGGGCUCUGGACUUCGACGAGCUGAACACGCCGCUGUACUCGCCGGCGCCCCCCGCCGCCCCCGCCGCCCCCGCCCCCGCCCCCGCCGCCGCCCCGCCCGCCCCCGCCGGCCCCGCACACGACCCGCGGCCAGAGCGGGAACGGUCGCCCAGACCCCACAAGGGACCAGGGCGAUGUCCGAAGUGCACCGAUACAUGCGACCUGCCUGAACCGAAGCACUUGCUAGGCACAAAUCGUGAUCAGCUACGGAUACAAGUAGUAAUAAUGCCACUAACGGACUACUGCCACGUGGGUGUCGCGGACUUUCUACACGGAUGACCGUGUGCCGUCCUGCUCACACUAGCAAGAGCCUGAGCCCGCGUAGAACGAGACGGCAUGCCUCCAUGUGCCUCAUACUGAUGUAUGCCAAAAUGUUCAUGAACACCUAGUAAUUAUAAUUGAACUAAAUGGAUAGGUUGUUUUUGAUUUUUUGAAAGAGCUAGAAAAUUAUUUUGUUAGUAUCGGGCUAAGAGCAAUAGGGUAUGGUGUACUGAACGAAUCUUCAUGGAAUUUACAUAAAAAAUCAAUAAUAAAGUAUUGUUUUGUUUGAAAUUUAGC